Messenger RNA from Fulvia fulva, 414 nucleotides. RefSeq lists its product as uncharacterized. The coding region runs from base 1 to 414 and encodes 137 amino acids. The transcript has a single exon. The record is from RefSeq and is a predicted model, not a curated record. NCBI's taxonomy places the organism in Eukaryota, Fungi, Ascomycota, Dothideomycetes, Mycosphaerellales, Mycosphaerellaceae.
AUGAAUUCGACGACUUUCAUUACAGUACCCGCACACCACACCAUGCCCCAGAAACAAAAUAGAAAACGCAUCAGGCACAGACCUAUGCGCAGCAAGAGACGAGAUUCUACAUUCCCUACCCAGCGAGCCGGUCUGCAAAGUAGCAGUCAAACUUCGCUUUCUUCAGUUAACGCGAUGUUGCCGAAAUGGCCUUCGCCACCUUGGAAUACGUUUACUGGCAUUCCUAUCAACACCAAACACUUCUUCUUCUCAAGGCCUAGGUUUCUCAGGCAAGAGAGCGCCGCUUCGAGAGAUAGGCGCAUUUUUGGCGGCGUGGAGGAUGAUCUGGAGUCUGCGAAGGAGUUGUGUGGGCCUAUGUUGGAUGUGGUUCUUGGGCUGUUCAAUGGGGUCGAUUUUGAUGAUUCUUUGUGUUGA